AUUGUGGAUUAUCUGGCUACCGUGCCCUCAGAUAUUUCCCCAGAGGAAAACUCAUGGACCCAAAAGGAGUUGAAGCUCCUUGGUUUCGAUAUUGGCUGUGAAAUCCCCGCCAUGACCAACUUCAAGCCGGAGUUCACUAUGGUCAUGCUGCUGUUUGCAGUACAGUAUUGUCUCCCCUGCUUGACGCACUUGCCUGUCGAAUUCAUUGCCUUGGCACCAUGGAUAUGUUGGAUAACCAAGACGUCGUUCAUGCACUGGACGGACGGUGUCGGUAUCCCCGCGAGUUACCUCCCACGAAUUGCUACGCUGGGCGCUCGCGGCUUCGUCACGCAAGUUCUUAUAGGAAACUUAAAAAGCCAAGUACUACAGUGUAAGAAUGAGGUUUUCGACGCCUCGGCUAACGCCAACAUGCAACGACUACUGCGCAAUGGAAACUAA
Suillus fuscotomentosus is the source of this 438-nucleotide messenger RNA. RefSeq lists its product as uncharacterized. The record is from RefSeq and is a predicted model, not a curated record. The transcript is spliced from 2 exons. Lineage: Eukaryota; Fungi; Basidiomycota; Agaricomycetes; Boletales; Suillaceae. The coding region runs from base 112 to 438 and encodes 108 amino acids.